Papilio machaon (common yellow swallowtail) is the source of this 1246-nucleotide messenger RNA. RefSeq lists its product as uncharacterized. The transcript is spliced from 8 exons. The coding region runs from base 41 to 1246 and encodes 401 amino acids. Gene Ontology annotation, molecular function: nucleic acid binding; RNA endonuclease activity; metal ion binding. Gene Ontology annotation, cellular component: nucleus; mitochondrial inner membrane. Lineage: Eukaryota; Metazoa; Arthropoda; Insecta; Lepidoptera; Papilionidae. Gene Ontology annotation, biological process: apoptotic DNA fragmentation. The record is from RefSeq and is a predicted model, not a curated record.
ACCGUUACAAGGCGGUCUCAGAAUAACUAUUGUUGUAAUUAUGAAGACUGGACGUAGUGUUUUUGUGUUUUUUAUAUAUUUUAAAUCGGUAAAUGAAAUUUUCGGAGAUUGCAAUUUAUCAUUAAAAACUGAUUUCGGGCAUCCGUCACCGGUUUACGUCAAGAGCGGGAAAUUUUUGGCGCCAAAUGCAACGACCGGCGACAUCUUGGUGCGUCGUUCGGAAACUCUACUCGUAGGGUGUCCAGGGAAAAAUAGAUUUAUUGUUUUAUCUAAUCAUACCACGGAUUUGGACGUUGUUGAAGUUCAAUGUCUAUCAGGCAAAACAUUCCACGCCGGGAGAUGGGUGGGUGACUUCAAGCAGAUAAGAUGUAACGCCCCGCCUUGGUUCACGGUGGAAGCCAAGAACAUUUCGUGUUCCGAUGGCCACAAAACUUACAGGGUUGGUUACCGCAUGGCGGAUAACUUCUACACUCUGUACGAGGCUUGCUUUGACGAGGGUCUGUUGAUGACGGUGUACGUGCGUCAUGAACUCACACCAGAGGCCAAGUACCACCAGUUAGGUGGUAAUCGGCCAUCGUUUAUUGACACGGGUGUAUUCGGCAAGAUCCGCAUGUCAAAUGCGUACGCACUGAAGAACCAAAGAGCUAGAGUCAACGACACACUUGGAGAUAAGAUGGAUCAAAAAUACAUUACCAAGAAACAGUUCCUUACACGAGGUCAUCUCGCACCGCGUGCAGAUUUUUCACUACGGACUCAUCAACGAGCUUCCUUUCACUAUAUCAACGCUGCACCACAAUGGAUGCGGGGGAACGCGGGAGACUGGGCAGCGUUAGAAGAUGCACUACGCCGUCGCAUAGCCAGCAGAGGAAAGAAGGUAACAGUGUACACCGGGACACACGGUGUCUGCACAUUGGCUGAUGCUUACGGUGUUCAACACGAGUUGUAUUUACACGCUGACGAUAACAAUAACGGAGUGAUUCCUGUUCCUCUUUACUAUUAUAAGGUGGUUUAUGACUCAGAAGAGAAAACAGCAGUUGCCUUUGUAACAAUCAAUUCUACAUACUACAACACAACUAUGAUAGACGAGUUAACGUUUUGCAGCGACAUCUGUGACGGAAAUCGGAACUAUUCUUGGUUGAGAUGGCGUUCGAAUGACGGGACCCACAGUUUCUGUUGUGAUUAUGAUGAAUUCAUAAAAGAAAUUGAUCAUUUGCCCGAAUUUAAUGUUAGUGGAAGAUUUUUUUAA